UGCGUUACUAUUUGCGACGCGUCUAACCAGUGGCCAAACCACGACAUAUCGACACUAAAACUGUUGCAAAUAGUGCACCGACACGGAGACCGUACGGCCAAAGACUUUGCGCCUAACGAUCCGUUUGAUUCCGAAGUGUUUUGGCCCGAAGGCGACGGAAAGCUAACCACUGCUGGAAAAUAUCGUAUGUAUAAAAUGGGAGAAUUCUUGCGACAAGAAUACGGCCCCUAUUUUGGCGAUCAAUACUCGCCCCGAGAGGUGUACGCCCGGAGCGCAGCCGCUGAUCGGUGUCUGGAAAGUGUGGCCAAUCUGUUGGCCGGCGCUUACCCUCCAAAACAGACUCAAUGGCAGUGGAAUAAGGGAUCGGACGCCUCGUUGGGCCGACUCUGGCAACCGAUUCCUAUCAAUACUGUUUUAGAUAAGAAAGAGGAUCGUCUUCUCGAUGAUAAAUACGAUUGUCCGGCAGUGGAUAAGGAAUUGGAAAAGAUAUACAACACGAAUGUUAUUAGAAAGUUUUUGGAGGAAAAUAAACAAUUGUAUAAAAAAUUAAGUGAAAUUGUCGGCCAAGAGAUAAAAGACAUAUCGACCGCAACUCAAUUGUAUGAGAUAUUGAAGAUAGAGUUGGAGCACAACUACUACUGGAAUACCAGUGAGUGGUCGGUAGAGGAGGAAAAACAAAUGGUCGACCAGUUAUCACAUUCACAACUCAUGCAAAUGCGUUACGAAUGGGACAGUCCUAUCAUUAGGCGUCUUAAAUCCGGAGCAUUAAUACAAGAAUUGAAUACAAAUUUUAACAAAGUAUUGAAAAAUAAGAAAAAGAAUCUUAAACUCUAUGUCUAUUCCACACACCAUUCAGAAGUGGGAGGACUAAUGCAUGCCUACAAUGUAUACAACAAUCUCGAUCUACCCUAUGGUACGGCUGUACUCUUAGAGUUACAUCAAAAUCCGAGUAAAGACUAU
This is a messenger RNA of Medioppia subpectinata, 960 nucleotides long. The record is from the annotation of a GenBank genome assembly. Lineage: Eukaryota; Metazoa; Arthropoda; Arachnida; Sarcoptiformes; Oppiidae.